AAAAAUUCGUCUGCUAUGCCUUUGUAAACGUUUUAAAUCGGAAUCCUUUCAUCCUCACACCUCCGAUUUUAGUUUUAACAUAAAAGGAAAUCAACCAAGCAUGUCGAAAAAGAAAGUGAAAUCAAAUGAGGAUUUUAUUAAUGAGCCUAAAGUUGUGGCUCUUCCAGGCCAAACUUAUUCUUAUGGACAGACUCCUGCUGCUCUUUGCAGGCAGCAUUUUAAGGAAAUUGCAGAGCAUCUUAAUAUGAGUGUUGAAGAACUGGCUAGAGGUGUUCUAGACAAGUCAGUUGGUGAUCAGUUGACGAUGCUGAAAGAUUUUUACAAGAGCAAAUUUCAAGAAACAGAUGCUAUCUAUCAACCACUUUUAGAGCAUUACUCAUCUAAAGAAGAAAGAACUGAUGAAUCACCAGAAAAAUCUUCAUCCCAAAAGAGAAAAACCAGUGAAGCACCUGCUGUCGCUGUGAGGAAAAAGAAAGUGUGCCCUUUAAGUUUGUCGAGUGAAAGCGAGACUGAGGACAAAACAAUCAAAGCUGAUGUAAAGCCAUCAAAUAAAACAAGACGACAAGAUGUAAAAACCACGAUUAAACGACCCACAGCUGCGAAUACGACUUUAUCAAAAAUCCAGAAUUCCAUUGAAGCUACGAUAGCUUAUACUGACACUUCCACGACAGAAGAUAGCUCAGUAAAGCCCCUAAUUCAAGAGCCAGUGAUUGCUGAUUUUAACCCAGACAAACCAGAAGAAAUUAAAGAGAUAAUAUCAAAGACAUCAAAUGAUGCACAGUCGAAUCGGCCGAAUAUUAUCAAAGAAUCAACCAAAGAACCUAAAACUGUGAUAGAUGUUGUUGCUGGACCAUCGAAGACGACAACAACUGAAGAAGAAGAUUUCGAAACUUUCCUGUUCGGUAAAAGUCCUGCAAAAUCAAAACCUCCACCCAAAAAGAAACUCCAACAACGUUCGCUAGAAGCGCUUUCUCAGCCGACACCUGAACGGACAAGACCUUUUACAUUUGAUGAAUUCGAUAGCCCUCCAUCAUCUCAGUAUUCGACUCCGGGACUAACUUUUGAAUCGACAUCUUGUAGCCCUUCGUCUCGUCAACGAGAUCUCCUUUCGGUAGCUCGAGAUAUCGCCGCCCUCCAAAGAGUUGUCGCUUCCGGGAAGAAACUCGGUGAUUCCGUAUCAGUCUCAGAUACAAUUAAAUUUACAAAUUAAAACAGAUAAAGUUAAGAUUUCAAAUUUUUUUAUGUGUUUAUUUAUGGACUAAUUGAGAAUGGUACAAAACUGAAGAAAAAGUGUUGCUAUUCAGAUUUAGUUUCCUUUUCAGCACUUAUUUGUUCAGCAAGAGCAAUGGAUUUAAUUGCAUUCCUCUCUACUCUGACCUUCUUCUUCAUAUCCUUUUCAGCUUUCUUUGCUUCUUUUUCCUUUUGCACCAUCAUUUCCUGGAACUUGGGGUCUUUAACGCUAACCACAUAUCCGAAAUGUUGACGAACUUCUUCAAUCAAAGCAUCUUUCUUUUCUUGGGCCACACGAGCAGUUGCCUCCUUUUUCUGAUUCUUAUCCUUCAGUUCUUUCAUCCAAGAACCCAGUUUACCCAUUUUUAAGUUGAUUUCUUUUUGUCUGAAAAAUUGGAAUAAUAGAAAUUAUUUGAUCACAAA
This is a messenger RNA of Daphnia pulex (common water flea), 1653 nucleotides long. Its product is annotated as nucleolin 2-like. Lineage: Eukaryota; Metazoa; Arthropoda; Branchiopoda; Diplostraca; Daphniidae. Bases 101 to 1210 code for a protein of 369 amino acids. The transcript has 3 exons. The record is from RefSeq and is a predicted model, not a curated record.